Molecule: messenger RNA, 496 nt
Organism: Synchiropus splendidus (mandarinfish)
Lineage: Eukaryota; Metazoa; Chordata; Actinopteri; Syngnathiformes; Callionymidae
Gene: ghrh
Product: growth hormone releasing hormone
Exons: 4
Coding region: 56-451 (131 amino acids)
Biological process (GO): positive regulation of cell population proliferation; growth hormone secretion; positive regulation of multicellular organism growth
Cellular component (GO): perikaryon; terminal bouton; extracellular region
Molecular function (GO): growth hormone-releasing hormone receptor binding; neuropeptide hormone activity; peptide hormone receptor binding
Source: RefSeq, a predicted model, not a curated record
UUCAAAGUGACCACAAAAGAGGGGAGGAUCUCUGUCUCUCGCUCGAGAUCUGAGGAUGGGAAAAGCUGCCCUGUUGCUCUUCUGCUGCCUCGUCAUUUCUCUGUCAGCCUCCCCACUCUACCCUGCGAUCAGGUUCGGACAGAGGGACACAUCCUUCCUGAUGACAUCAUCUUUGAAGAGUCCAGCAGAGCAGGAGAGGGACACAGGUCCUCCAGCGAGGCACACAGAGUUACGCAUCGGGCGCCAUGCUGAUGCCAUCUUCACCAACAGUUACAGGAAAGUCCUGAGCAAAAUAUCUGCUAGGAAGUUCCUCCAGACUAUCAUGGGCAAACGCCUGGGAGACAAGAGUGGAAGCUACGUGAAGCGUCGGGCGGACAUCUACGAAGGAAGCUACAAAGAAGACCUGACGUCGAUCCAGAGUCAACAGACGAUGUAUAGAGGCGCAUCAUGAGAGCAGCUUCAUCCUCUUCUGGCUCCACAUCUGUCGUCUCCAUCG